This is a messenger RNA of Lycium barbarum (goji berry), 2064 nucleotides long. RefSeq names its product NEDD8-activating enzyme E1 regulatory subunit AXR1-like. NCBI's taxonomy places the organism in Eukaryota, Viridiplantae, Streptophyta, Magnoliopsida, Solanales, Solanaceae. Bases 118 to 1731 code for a protein of 537 amino acids. The record is from RefSeq and is a predicted model, not a curated record. Gene Ontology annotation, cellular component: cytoplasm. The transcript is spliced from 16 exons. Gene Ontology annotation, molecular function: NEDD8 activating enzyme activity. Gene Ontology annotation, biological process: protein neddylation.
CAAUACUAUUUUUUGUAUUGGGUCUUCCCCCAAUUCUUUCAAGGUUUCGCGUUAAAUAAUAAUAUAUGCUCUUCAGAAAAAUCCCAGUUACACUCUCUCUAUAUCAACUGUUCAACAAUGGCGGAACCGAAAGUAAAAUACGAUCGUCAGCUCAGGAUAUGGGGUGAGCAAGGACAAGCAGCGCUGGAGAAAGCCAGUAUCUGCUUACUUAACUGUGGUCCAACUGGUUCCGAAACUUUGAAAAAUCUUGUUCUUGGUGGGGUUGGAAGCAUCACUGUUGUUGAUGGUUCCAAGGUUGAAGUGGGUGAUCUUGGAAAUAAUUUCAUGGUUGAUGAAUCAAGUGUUGGAGAAUCGAAGGCAAAGUGUGUGUGUGCAUUUCUUCAAGAGUUAAAUGAUGCUGUUAAUGCCAAGUUUAUAGAAGAUUGCCCGGAGGAACUAAUUGAGACGAAUCCAUCAUUCUUUUCUCAGUUUACCUUAAUCAUAGCUACACAGCUGGUUGAAGAUUCCAUGGUGAAAUUGGAUAGAAUCUGUCGGGAGGCAAAUAUUAUUUUAAUAUUUGCACGUUCCUAUGGCCUCAUGGGUCUUGUCAGGAUCAGUGUGAAGGAACAUACAGUAAUUGAAUCGAAGCCUGAUCAUUUUCUAGAUGAUCUUCGGCUUAAUAACCCAUGGCCAGAACUUAGGAGGUUCACAGAAACUAUUGAUUUGAACACAACUGAUGCUGUUGUACAUAAGCACACGCCAUAUAUUAUUAUCCUUGUUAAGAUAGCAGAGGAAUGGGCAAAUACUCAUGGUGGAAAUCUUCCCUCGACCAGGGAAGAGAAAAGGCAAUUCAAGGAUUUAAUUAAGUCCAAGAUGAUCACAAUGGAUGAAGAGAACUAUAAAGAAGCCAUGGAAGCUUCAUACAAGGUCUUUUCUCCACGAGGGAUUGGUCCAAACUUACAGAAGAUUAUUGAUGACAGCUGUACAGAAGUUGAUUCUAAUUCAUCUGAUUUUUGGGUGAUGGUAGCAGCCCUGAAGGAAUUCAUAGCUAAUGAAGGUGGUGGGGAGACACCUCUUGAGGGGUCGAUACCAGAUAUGACAUCAUCAACUGAAUUGUAUGUAAACCUGCAAAAAACCUACCAAGCCAAGGCCGAGGCUGAUUUUCUUGUUAUGGAGCAAAGAGUCAGGGAUUUACUUAAGAAAAUCGGUAGGGAUCCAGCCAGCAUCUCCAAGGCAAACAUAAAGAGCUUCUCUAAAAAUGCAAGGAAGCUUGCUGUUUGCAGAUAUCGCGUCGUUGAGGAUGAGUUCAACUCUCCUGCCCAACCAGAGUUACAGAAAUAUCUGACAGACGAGGAUCAUGGGACUUUGCAAGAAGCCAACUCUCUUAAAGUACUUCCUGAGAAUACUGCUGUGGGUCUUUAUAUUCUUCUUCGAGCAGCUGACCGGUUUGCUGCAAACUAUAAUAAAUUUCCUGGCCAAUUCGACAGUGAGAUGGAUGAGGAUAUAUCUCGGUUGAAAACUACGGCUGUUGGCUUACUCAAUGACCUUGGUUGCAAUAGCUCCGCCUUAUCAGAGGACCUUAUUAAUGAGAUGUGCCGGUAUGGUGCUUCGGAGCUUCAUGCAGUGGCUGCCUUCGUCGGAGGAGUUGCAUCACAAGAAGUGAUCAAGCUCAUCACGAGACAGUUCAUUCCCAUGUCCGGGACUUUCAUCUUUAAUGGCAUUGAUAACAAGUCCCAGCUGUUAUUGCUAUAAUCCCUGAAUUCACAGAUUGCAUUUCGUAUGGCAGAACUCAGUUUUUGCGGGUUUUUCAAUCCAACUUUAUCUUCAGAAGAGUUAUGCAGGAGCAUGUGAAAAAAGAAAGUUGCCAUUAGCAGUAAAUUUAGGAUCAGUGUAAGAGUUUUAACAAGAGAGUACCAUCUCCAAAUUUGCACAACAACAUUAUCCUUUUCAAGGGAGGAAAAUGCUACUUUCAGCUGUCCUAGGAACAUAUAUAUGGUGAGAGUUUAACUUCUAUACACUAAUAGUUGAUCUGAUUGGAGUUUACUUCAUUUCGACCCACAAAUGAAAGCAGUUAUUUUUUUCGCC